UCCUCUUCCGCUUCACCGCUCAUGAAAGAUUACUUACUCACUCAUCUUCGCUCUCACUCUGUCCUCUACACCGCUCUCAAUCUCAUACUUGCCUUUGGCAUCUUCCACCUCUUCAUCAACUUCUACCGUCUGCAACUUAUCUGCUGCAGGUCCUCCCAUUAAAGAAUAUUUCCUCUCCAGCUAGACGGACAAUUCCUUCUUCUUCACACCACCUCAUUCCUCUUCUGAGAUCCAUACCUCUACACAUUCACAAAGUUCUCCUCCCUCUUCACCCUUCCACAUCACCACAACCUUCCAACGUUGUGCACCCUUACAAAUUUACUUGCAACUGCUCACCUCUCAUCAUAACCCAUUCAUUCAUCAUCGCACUAUCAUCAAGACUCAUUUACCAUGUCUUCCGCCAGCUCUUCCUCCGAGGCUGCUACUGCCCCCAAGCCCGCCCUCACCGAUCGCGAGCUUGAGAUCCUCCAGCACGCCUGGAGCUCCUUGAAGAGUGCUCCCGAGGUUGACUAUCCCAAGCUCGCCGCCGCCUGCGGCAUGUCCAACCAUCGCUCCGCCUCCAACGCCUGGCUCGCCAUCAAGAAGAAGCUCUUUGCCGACCUUCCCGCCCAGGGCAGCGACAGCGCCGGCAACAGCCCUGCCAAGCGCAAGAUCGCUACCCCGUCCAAGAGAAAGGCUGCCACCGCUACUAGCUCUGACGACGCCGAUGAGCUCGCUGCUGGUGCCAACCUGAACUCGGACGGCGAGGAAAAGCUCGUCGUCGAGACCCCUGUCAAGAAGAAGCGCGCCACCCCGGCCAAGAAGAAGGCCGCUGUUACCCGCAAGGCCGCCACCAAGACCACCGAGGGUGAUGAGAACGCCGAUGAGGAUGCCGAGCUCGAGACGCCUGUCAAGAAAAAGGCUACCCCCGCUAAGCGUAAGACCCCU
Colletotrichum godetiae is the source of this 927-nucleotide messenger RNA. RefSeq lists its product as uncharacterized. The transcript has 2 exons. The annotation marks the transcript as partial. Lineage: Eukaryota; Fungi; Ascomycota; Sordariomycetes; Glomerellales; Glomerellaceae. The record is from RefSeq and is a predicted model, not a curated record.